This is a messenger RNA of Lasiodiplodia theobromae, 1284 nucleotides long. Its product is annotated as PLP-dependent transferase. Gene Ontology annotation, molecular function: pyridoxal phosphate binding; transaminase activity. NCBI's taxonomy places the organism in Eukaryota, Fungi, Ascomycota, Dothideomycetes, Botryosphaeriales, Botryosphaeriaceae. The transcript has 3 exons. Gene Ontology annotation, biological process: biosynthetic process; amino acid metabolic process. The record is from RefSeq and is a predicted model, not a curated record. The coding region runs from base 1 to 1284 and encodes 427 amino acids.
AUGCCGCCCGCCGCCCUCUCCGCCCGCAUCCAGGCCGACAUGGCCUGGUUCAGCGACGCCUUCCGCCGCCAUGUCGCCAAGGAGAACAGCGUCGGCCCGGCUCCCAUCGACCUGGGCACGGCCGAGAACCGCCUGGCACACGGUGACAUGGUCGAGCUGCUGCAGCGCGCCGCCGCCGACUUCCCUGCGCACCUGCUCUGCUACGCCAAAGGGCUCGGCGCUAACCAAGAGCUGCUGCACGCCGCCGCCGCCUUCUUCAACAGCUUCUUCCGCCCGCGCGUGCCCGUAUGCCCCGAGCACAUCGUCGCUGGCCCGGGUGCCAGCGCCCUGCUGGAGACGCUCGCCUACUCGCUCUGCGCCGACGGCGACGCCAUCCUCGUCGAGGCGCCCUACUGGAGCAGCUUCAACGUCUACUCGACCGUGCGCAACCAUGUCCAAAUGGUGCCCGUCCACUGCCCGCCGCCGCCGUGCAGCCCAGCCGAGUACGUCGCCUGCUUCCGCAACGCCCUGCGCAGCUCGCGCCGCCGCGUCCGCGCCAUCCUGCUCUGCAACCCGCAGAACCCCCAAGCCCACAUUCAUGCGCGCGGCACCAUCGAAGCGCUCCUGCAGUUCUGCGAGGAGGCCGACCUGCAUUUCGUCUCGGACGAGAUCUACGCCCUCUCCGCCUUCGGCCCGCUGCCGGGCUGCGGCGGGCUGCAGUCGCCGUCCCUGUCCUUCGAUUCCGUCCUGGCCAUGGACUUGGAGCGGCUGCGUGUCGACGCCUCCCGCGUGCAUCUACUCUACAGCAUCAGCAAGGAUUUCGGGAGCAGCGGGCUCAGAAUGGGCUUCGUCGUCACACAAGCACACCCAGAGUUGCGGUACAGCCUGUCAGUCUUGAACUUCGCCAGGUUCUCCAACGCCGCGUCGUGGGUGGCGACGCGUCUGCUGGGCGACCUGCCCGAGGUGCAGCGCCUGGUCGACGUCAACCGCUCGCGCCUCCGCACCGCCGCGACCCUGGCCGUGCGCUUCCUGGACUUCCACGACCUCCCAUUCUACCAGCCCGCCGCAGGGCUGUACGUCUGGGCGCGGCUCGGCCCGCCCGGUUGCUCCUGGGAAGACGAGGCCCGCCUGCUUGCCGAGUUUGCGGCUGCGGGCGUGUUUGUGGGCGCGGGCGGCGAGUAUUCGAGCCCGGAGCCGGGCUGGUUCAGGCUGACGUUUGCCAUCCCGCGCGACGAGCUGGUGGAGGCUCUGCGGCGCAUCGAGCGCGUCUUGGGCGUCGUCAAGCACUGGCGGCCUGACGCGUGA